CAGAUAUUCACUUCAAAUAGUUAAUUUCUUAAACUCAAAAUGCGUGCUUUUAUUGUUUUAUGUUUGGUUGGUGUGGUAUGUGCCGACAAAUUGGGUUACAACUAUCAACCUGUGGCCCACUCAGACAGCGGGCUCUCUUUCUCACCGGGAUCAGGUAGUCUUGCUCCCGCAGCAGCAUCCCAUGAUGCUGCUACCAGCCAUUCCGCUCCAGUUGCUGGAUAUGAAAAGGAAUUCUAUUCAUUCUCUGCUCCUGAAGGUGAAUUCAAUGAUAGCAAUGCUGCUCAACGUGCGGUCGAAAGUGUUAAGAAAGCUCUUCGUGUCAUAUUCAUCAAGGGUCCCGAAAAUCAAGGUCUUGAAAAUGCCGCUCUUGCUCUGGCUAAACAGGCUGCCCAACAACAGACUGCCAUCUAUGUUCUCAACAAACAGGCUGACAUCGGAGAUUUGGCCAACAAACUAAACAACCUUAACACUGGCAAGCAGCAAAAACCUGAAGUUCACUUUGUCAAAUAUCGUACCGCAGAAGAUGCAGCCAAUGCUCAACGUGCCAUCCAAGGCCAAUACGAUUCACUGGCUGGCAACUCACAUAGCAUUAAUGGUGGUGUUGCACCCGUUCUUAACUUUGCUUCUGCCCCUACAGCUGUCGGCGGCGCCAACCCACAAGUUCCACGAAAUGCUUAUUUGCCAACAUCGGUUUUCCGUUACUAAAACUGCUCAGCUAAAAAACCAAAUAUAUAUUGUAAUUGUUGACUACUUUUAUGUUUUUUUGUUUAAA
This is a messenger RNA of Musca domestica (house fly), 772 nucleotides long. RefSeq lists its product as uncharacterized. The transcript is spliced from 2 exons. The record is from RefSeq and is a predicted model, not a curated record. The coding region runs from base 40 to 705 and encodes 221 amino acids. Lineage: Eukaryota; Metazoa; Arthropoda; Insecta; Diptera; Muscidae.